Messenger RNA from Aureobasidium melanogenum CBS 110374, 948 nucleotides. RefSeq lists its product as uncharacterized. NCBI's taxonomy places the organism in Eukaryota, Fungi, Ascomycota, Dothideomycetes, Dothideales, Saccotheciaceae. The record is from RefSeq and is a predicted model, not a curated record. Gene Ontology annotation, biological process: fatty acid metabolic process. Gene Ontology annotation, molecular function: NAD+ binding; oxidoreductase activity, acting on the CH-OH group of donors, NAD or NADP as acceptor. The transcript has 3 exons. Bases 1 to 948 code for a protein of 315 amino acids.
AUGUCUAUGAUCAAGACUGUUGGCAUUGUCGGAACUGGAGUCAUUGGAGCUUCCUGGACUGGUCUCUUCCUGGCAAGAGGUCUACGCGUUGUUGUUUCUGACCCAGCCUCAGACUCCAAGCAGAAGCUCGACAGCUAUCUCAAGAAGAUAUGGCCUGACCUCAAAAAGAUUGGUCUUGCGCAAGGUGCUUCGCUCGACAAUUGUCAGUUUGUAGGAGCUAGUCUCAAGGACCAUUACUCCAAAGUCGACUUCAUCCAAGAGAAUGCUCCAGAAAAACUAGAAAUCAAGACAAAGCUGUUGGCCGAGAUUGAUGCCGCUGCACGUUCCGACGUUGUCAUCGCUUCUUCAUCCUCAGGACUACCAAGCUCCAAAUUCAUUGGAAAAUGCACGAAUAAUCCAGGCAGAAUCCUCAUCGGACAUCCAUUCAAUCCACCACACUUGAUGCCUCUCGUUGAAGUAGUACCUCAUCCCAAGACCGACAAAGCGAGCGUCGAUACUGCUGUCGAGUUCUACAAGUCUCUGAACAAGGAACCUGUUGUGAUCAAGAAAGAAAUCCCGGGAUUUGCUAGCAAUCGUCUUCAGGCAGCUCUGUGCAGUGAAGCAUACUCUUUAGUCAGCAGAGGUAUACUUUCUGCAGAAGAUCUUGAUACUUGCAUCACUAACAGCUUGGGCCCUCGAUAUGCAUUGACGGGUCCCUUUAUGUCAAACGCUAUGGGUGGCGGCGGUGGCGCUGAUGGUUUCAAGCAUUUUGUUGAACACUUGGGUCCUGCUAUGCAGACCUGGCUUGACGACAUGCGGGAGCAUACCUUUAAACUCGACAAGGAAAGUCUGGACUCGCUGAGUGCUAGCGUCGUUCAAGAGUUGGAAGGCAAAGAUGUGCAAGCCCUCGAGGCGGAACGUGACAGGCUUCUAGUCGAAAUCAUGCGACUCAAGGGUGAGGGCAAAUGA